Messenger RNA from Eubalaena glacialis (North Atlantic right whale), 2195 nucleotides. RefSeq names its product solute carrier family 25 member 48 (gene SLC25A48). Lineage: Eukaryota; Metazoa; Chordata; Mammalia; Artiodactyla; Balaenidae. Gene Ontology annotation, biological process: transmembrane transport. Gene Ontology annotation, cellular component: mitochondrion. Bases 87 to 1118 code for a protein of 343 amino acids. The transcript has 8 exons. Gene Ontology annotation, molecular function: transmembrane transporter activity. The record is from RefSeq and is a predicted model, not a curated record.
GUGGAGGAGGACCUGCCGGGAGCUCCGCGUCCCUGACUUGGCCCGACCGGCGCGCUCGCCCGUGGGCCAUGACCAGCAGACCCUGAAUGGGCACCGACCCGGCUCCGGGAACGCGAGGCUCCGCGGCCCCGGCCAUGGGCAACUUCCAGCUGGAAGACUUUGUGGCGGGCUGGAUCGGAGGUGCAGCGAGCGUCAUCGUCGGCCACCCUCUGGACACAGUCAAGGCUCGCCUGCAGGCCGGCACUGGCUACGGGAGCACGCUUAGCUGCAUCCGCACUGUGUACAGGAGGGAGAGUGUGUUUGGCUUCUUCAAGGGCAUGGCCUUCCCCCUCGCCAGCAUCGCUGUCUACAACUCAGUGGUGUUUGGGGUCUUCAGCAACACACAGAGGUUCCUCAGCCACCACCGGUGCCAGGAGCCCGAGGCCGGCUCACCCCGCGUGCUGUCCGACCUGCUCCUGGCCAGCAUGGUGGCUGGCGUGGUCUCUGUUGGGCUGGGUGCGCCCGUGGACCUCAUCAAGAUCCGGCUGCAGAUGCAAACCCAGCCAUUUCGGGAAGCCAACCUCGGUUUGAAGCCCAGGGUGGCUGCUCUUGGGGAGCAGCCAGCCUACCAGGGGCCUGUGCAUUGCAUCAUAACCAUCGUGCGUACUGAAGGCCUGGCAGGGCUGUACCGGGGCGCCAGUGCCAUGCUGCUGCGGGACGUCCCUGGCUACUGCCUCUACUUCAUCCCCUACGUGUUCCUGAGUGACUGGAUUACGCCUGAGGCCCACACAGGCCCCAGCCCCUGUGCUGUGUGGCUGGCGGGCGGCAUGGCAGGAGCAAUUUCUUGGGGGACAGCAACUCCUAUGGAUGUCGUGAAGAGUCGACUGCAAGCUGACGGGGUUUAUGUAAACAAAUACAAAGGUGUCCUGGACUGUAUCUCCCAGAGUUACCAGAAGGAAGGUCUUAAAGUAAGCCCCACAGCAGUCAUGCAGGGUGUUUUUCAGAGGCAUCACGGUCAAUGCCGUGCGGGGCUUCCCCAUGAGCGCGGCCAUGUUCCUUGGGUACGAGCUCUCGCUGCAGGCGAUCCGCGGGGACCACGUGGCGACCAGCCCCUGAGCGCAAGAGCCAGCAUCACCUGACCAGGGCCUCAUUCUGCUACAGCUGAUGCUGAUGGCGGCGUCUCUAGAACCUGUGGUAGCGAAUUUACUGAAGAGAAAGAAUGCCUCCCCGCCGACCCUCAGCCACCCGGUCUUACCUCCGGAAUCCCUGCUUUCCCAGUUGCAAGCACUCUUCCUCACCUCUGGGCUGGGGCCGCUGAGCUCCUGCCUUGGAAGGACCUUUGAUUCAUGACCAUCUAUUUCAGAUCCUCACUGGCACCUGAUAUCAAGCAGGGUCAAAUAGACCCUGCCCCCAAGACUGCUGUAAACUCGCUGGGAAUUCACAGAGGAGCUGGAGUUGUCUCUGAGUUCCAAAAUAAAAACAUUUCUAUAUCAGAUGCUUCCGCCUGGCUUCCAAGAGACUGGCCACCCUCAUUCUUCCCUCUGCUUAGACCCCUGUGGAUGUCACCGGCCCAGAGAGGAGCCCUCUCGACACAGGUGAGGAGAGGAACUCAGAUGGCAAGCUUGCUCCUUUUUCCCCAGCUGCCUCAGGUGGGCAGGGCGGCGGGGAAGCCUUGUAGCAGGUUUCUCUUCCCCGGACAGUGGCAUGCGCGGCUGCAGCAUCUCCGGGAUGGCAGCAUUGAGCGCAGGUCGGGUGGGCGUUCUCUGGGCCUUAUUUUCACAUGGAGGACAAAACAGAACAAAAUGAACUCUUUGUCCACAGUCUGAUUUCCAUUAUGAUGUCAUUAAUCUAAAUUUUACUUCUCCCUGGGACCACGUGGGGAGGCCACUGCUCUUUUGCUGUUAUGUGUCCAUGAUGUCACUGCCACUUCCACGCCCCCAAGAGUGUCCCUAAGCAGUCAUACAGCCCCUUCCUCGUGAGCUGAACGCAGCUCCCGAAUCCUUCUCAACACAGUGCCCUGGGAAGCCGCCACCAGCCAGCGUGAUGCAUCUAUUCCUGGCUUAGAUCCUGGUGGGGAAAAUAUCCUUAGAUUCCCCACCACCACCCUUUUUUUCCCCCUUGAAAGGGCCUUCCUUGAUUUUUCCACUGCCUCCCAUCCCCCCUGAGUGAUUUGGAGAAUGUCUCUGAAAAUCCCCUCCCCCAACAGACCCAGCAUC